Callithrix jacchus (white-tufted-ear marmoset) is the source of this 6440-nucleotide messenger RNA. RefSeq names its product lipin 2 (gene LPIN2). The record is from RefSeq and is a predicted model, not a curated record. Gene Ontology annotation, biological process: positive regulation of transcription by RNA polymerase II; fatty acid catabolic process; cellular response to insulin stimulus. Gene Ontology annotation, molecular function: phosphatidate phosphatase activity; transcription coactivator activity. Gene Ontology annotation, cellular component: endoplasmic reticulum membrane; nucleus; cytosol. Lineage: Eukaryota; Metazoa; Chordata; Mammalia; Primates; Cebidae.
GGCCGCUGGGCGCCAGGCGGCGGGGGCGCGGUGCGCGGCCGGGAGGGGCUGGGGGCGAGCGUCACGUGGCUGGGGCGGGGCCUGCGCGCUGCCCGCCCGCCCGCUGCCUGCUAGGCUGCCGCCGCCGCCGCCGCCGCCGCCGCGUCUCAUUCAUGAGGGCCGCCCGGCUUCGCUGCGGCCCAGGCGGCUUCCGAGGUAGCGGCGGCGGCUGGCUACCCGGCCUUGCGUGCGCCCCUGGCCGACCCCGCCCCCUCGGCUUCUCUCCCCUGCGGGUCCUCACCGCCGCCGUCCAGCCUUUGCCUCCCCUCAGCUCCCCGCGGGCCGGGAGCCGAGCCGCUGCAGGCAAUUGUGUCAAGGAGAAAAAUACCAACCAGGAAGACAAUGGAGGUGAUUUGGCCCUACCACGCCUACUUGGUACGCUCUGGAAUGAAUUGGACAAGUCUCAAACCAUGAAUUAUGUGGGACAGCUGGCUGGGCAGGUGAUUGUCACUGUGAAGGAACUCUACAAGGGCAUUAACCAGGCCACCCUCUCUGGGUGCAUCGAUGUCAUCGUGGUGCAGCAGCAGGAUGGCAGCUAUCAGUGUUCGCCUUUUCACGUUCGGUUUGGGAAGCUGGGAGUCCUGAGAUCCAAAGAGAAAGUGAUUGAUAUAGAAAUCAACGGCAGUGCAGUGGAUCUUCACAUGAAGUUGGGUGACAAUGGAGAAGCUUUCUUUGUUGAGGAGACUGAAGAAGAAUAUGAAAAGCUUCCUGCCUACCUUGCCACUUCACCAAUUCCUACCGAAGAUCAGUUCUUUAAAGAUAUUGACACCCCUUUGGUGAAAUCGGGUGGAGACGAAAGACCAUCUCAGAGUUCGGACAUCUCACAUGUCUUGGAAACAGAGACAGUUUUUACUUCAAGUUCUGUGAAAAAGAAAAAACGAAGGAGAAAGAAAUGCAAACAAGACAGUAAGAAGGAAGAGCAGGCCACCUCUCCUGCUGCAGAAGACAUAUGUGAUGUAGGCGUGAGCUCUGAUGAUGACAAGGGGGCCCAGGCAGCACGAGGAUCUUCAAAUGCUUCCUUGAAAGAAGAAGACUAUAAAGAGCCUUUGCUCUUCCAUUCUGGAGAUCACUACCCCUUAUCUGACGGAGAUUGGUCCCCUUUAGAGACCACCUAUCCCCAGGCGGUGUGUCCUAAGAGUGAUUCAGAGCUGGAAGUGAAACCCGCUGAGAGCCUGCUCAGAUCAGAGUCUCACAUGGAGUGGACAUGGGGUGGAUUCCCAGAGUCCACAAAGGUCAGCAAAAGAGAACGAUCUGACCAUCAUCCUAGGAUAGCUACAAUUACACCAUCAGAAAAUACCCAUUUUCGGGUAAUUCCCAGUGAGGACAACCUCAUAAGUGAAGUUGAGAAGGAUGCUUCCAUGGAAGACACUGUCUGUACCAUAGUGAAGCCCAAACCCAGAGCCCUGGGUACACAGAUGAGCGACCCAACGUCUGUGGCAGAGCUUCUCGAACCUCCUCUUGAAAGUCCUCAGAUUUCAUCUACGUUAGAUGCAGACCACCUUUCCAACCCAGCCUCAGCGGAGGCGUUCUCAGAAUGCAAACCGGCAGCUAAAGUGGACUCGCCGUCUAAGAAGAAAGGUGUUCACAAAAGAAGCCAACACCAGGGACCUGAUGAUAUUUACCUUGAUGACUUAAAAGCUCUAGAACCUGAGGUUGCAGCUCUUUAUUUCCCUAAAAGUGAAUCAGAGCCCGGCUCCAGGCAGUGGCCAGAGUCUGACACGCUGUCUGGCUCCCAGUCCCCACAGUCUGUGGGAAGUGCAGCUGCAGAUAGUGGCACUGAGUGCCUCUCGGAUUCUGCCAUGGACUUGCCUGACGUCACCCUCUCCCUUUGCGGGGGUCUCAGUGAAAAUGGAGAAAUUUCAAAAGAAAAAUUCAUGGAGCAUAUCAUUACUUAUCACGAAUUUGCAGAAAACCCUGGACUUAUAGACAAUCCUAACCUUGUAAUAAGAAUAUAUAAUCGUUACUAUAACUGGGCUUUGGCAGCUCCCAUGAUCCUUAGCUUGCAAGUAUUCCAGAAGAGCUUGCCUAAGGCCACAGUUGAGUCCUGGGUCAAAGAUAAAAUGCCAAAGAAAUCUGGUCGCUGGUGGUUUUGGCGAAAGAGAGAAAGCAUGACCAAACAGCUGCCAGAAUCCAAGGAGGGAAAAUCUGAGGCACCACCGGCCAGUGACCUGCCAUCCAGCGCCAAGGAGCCAGCCAGUGCCAGGCCGGCCGAGAAUGACUCCUCAAGUGAUGAGGGGUCACAGGAGCUGGAAGAAUCCGUCAAAGUGGACCCCAUUCCCACAGAGCCCCUGAGCCAUGGCAGCACGACUUCAUAUAAGAAGUCUCUCCGCCUCUCCUCAGACCAGAUUGCAAAACUGAAGCUCCAUGAUGGCCCAAAUGAUGUUGUGUUUAGUAUUACAACCCAGUAUCAAGGCACCUGUCGCUGUGCGGGAACCAUUUACCUGUGGAACUGGAAUGACAAGAUCAUCAUUUCUGAUAUUGAUGGGACAAUUACCAAGUCUGAUGCUUUGGGACAGAUUCUCCCACAGCUGGGCAAAGACUGGACUCACCAGGGUAUAGCAAAGCUCUACCAUUCCAUCAAUGAGAAUGGCUACAAGUUCCUGUACUGCUCGGCCCGUGCCAUUGGCAUGGCUGACAUGACCCGUGGCUACCUGCACUGGGUCAAUGACAAGGGCACGAUCUUGCCCCGGGGUCCCCUGAUGCUGUCCCCCAGCAGCCUGUUCUCCGCCUUCCACAGAGAAGUGAUAGAAAAGAAACCGGAGAAGUUCAAAAUUGAGUGUCUAAAUGAUAUCAAGAAUCUGUUUGCCCCGUCCAAGCAGCCCUUCUAUGCUGCCUUUGGAAACCGUCCAAAUGAUGUCUAUGCCUACACACAAGUUGGAGUUCCAGACUGUAGAAUAUUCACCGUGAACCCCAAGGGUGAAUUAAUACAAGAAAGAACCAAAGGAAACAAGUCAUCGUAUCACAGGCUGAGUGAGCUCGUGGAGCACGUGUUUCCCCUUCUCAGUAAGGAACAGAAUUCUGCUUUUCCCUGCCCAGAGUUCAGCUCCUUCUGCUACUGGCGAGACCCAAUACCUGAAGUGGACCUGGAUGACCUGUCCUGAGGCAGCACCUCAGGGGGUGGGUGGGGCUUGGUCCACCUCCCCACAGCAAGGGAAGGUGGCUGGCCCUUCUGCUGACCUUGGAUACCAGCCUUUCCCAUGGGGACGGGCGCUCCUAGAGCUGGUCCUGCCAUCCUCCUUUGCCUUCCCAGCUCGGCAAGGCUGCAGCUCAGCUCCUGGAAGGAGAAGGGAGGAACUGGGCCCUGGGGCUGGAGACCUGGGAUCUCUCCUCUGUGGGUCGCACACAUGCUUCCUGCUGUGUGCUGGGAGCUCCUUCCAUUGCAUCAUUUUAAAGGAAGAAAAAAAGCAGCUAAAGAAGAGUGGACCAAAACACAGCACACAGUGAAGUUACAGUUUCCACUGGGCAGUUGAGGUGGCUUCUCUCUCUGACCAGGGCUGUCUUCAGAUGUCAGGGUCCCUGAACGACUGCAAGCCCUGUCAGUGAUGCUGGCCGAAGCUGCCUGUGCACAUUUCUUCUUUGGGCAUCUCGUUUCUCGCUACACUGAACAGGUCAGCUGCUCCAGUGAGGCAAGUUGGGCAGGACCCCUGCCCCAGGCCCAUGCACCAGAACCACUGAGCCCAGUCCCAUAAACGUGACCCUCUGGGGGGAAAGAUCCCCACAGAACAUCCUCCUGUCAUCUGUGACGACUCCAGGAGCCCUUUAAGUUAUUCUUAGACUUCACCAGAACAGGUCUUACAGGUAUAUAUUUGAUGUCUAUAAUAAAAGUGGGAAGGUGGGUCUUAAGACAAACCAAAAACCCUUCAACAACUCUGCUUUUAGGGAUGCCUCAGAAAUGCAGAUAUGCAGUUGAAUGGGGUCCUGGGAAGAGCGCUGUAUCUCUUUGUUUGCUGCCUGGCAUAAAUGGGCCUUUGGAAAGUGUCUUGCUUUAGGACAAGAUUUCUAAAAUUCUGUGAUUGAGAUUUGACAGGGAAGCACAGUGAAGCUUGCUUAAAGGCACUGACUAGCAGUGUGUGACUUUGGCUUUUGGAACCACACCCUGUAAUCGGGCCUGUGGAAGCCUCGGGCCUGUGGAAGCCUCGAGCCUGUGUCAAAGAGGGGUCUUGGAGCUCCUAUGGAGCAAGCUGCCCCCUCCUAGCACUGUCCCCACCCCAGCCUUGUGAGAUCCCGUGAGGACAUGGGUACCCAUGUAUUUUCACUAAAUUAUACAUAGCAGCUCCAUUUAUUGAUGCGGUUGUAAUGAGCUCACAUCGUAUGUCUGAAGAGAUGGCACCAGGGAAAGGUAUGCCGUAAGCCCCUCCAGAGCUUUUGAUAAUGCUGGGUGUUGACAGAUCUGCACUAUUAACACUGAGAGAACUGUCAGGAGCCCAGAACCAACCCCAGGUCUUGGUCUCCAUUGGUGAGAACACAGGACAUGGUGGCUCCUGAGCAGAGAGGGAGCUGCAGAUACAGGCUUGGUGCUCAGUCUCAUGGCCAACUUUUCAUGGCCCUGCCGUUGUAGUGGAACCUGUGCAUGUUUGGGUUUGUUUCACCUAAGAUAAUGCUGAUUUAGAGAUGGAGAAAUAGGGGUGGUUAUUUUUCCAGAUUGGAGAGUCGAAAGUCCCUGACUGAUUUCAGCCAUUUUUCCUAGUGCUGUCAGAUGCAGAGACAAUGUUUAAAUCCCCUGAACACAGUUCUCAGUGGCAAAACCUAGGAAGGCACAUGUUCCCAGAGAAGAUACCACAUGAGCCUUUGGUGCAAAGCUUCCCCCGGCUUAAAUAGUUCACAAGGACUAAUUGUUUAAUGAGUUUAUUUAUCUACAGAUUAGGGAUCCUGGGUUCUGUUUAUAUGAAGUUCUGCGCAGUUUGUGAAUUAAAAUCUAGUACAGCAGCCAUGCAGCCACCUCGUUUCAUAGAUGCCAUCUGCGUGUCCUCUUGACUGCCUUCUAUUUAGAGAAAGAAGGAGAGCUUUAUGUGCUUAACUGAGCUUAUAGUAGGACUUCUUUGCAUAUAUAUGGUACUAAAAAUCUUAGUAUACAUCUUUAAUCCUUUUUAGGUUGUCCUUUAAAGAGUUUUUGACUAGUUCUUUUUCUUGACAGCUCUUCUCUUUGGACACAUGGGCCUCCUUAGAGGGUCCAGCCUAGGACCCAGCUCUCCUGGCCCUGUCCUGUGUUUAGGGUGGCUGGUCCCUCUGUCCCUGUGUCUGCUAGCACUAGACUUUGUUGCUGUAGAUUGAUCCAGUGGGUACAUAGGCUAAUUAAUGUGAGUCUUUUUCCUUGUUUAAAGGAGUCCCUCUUGCUGAAAGUAGAUGAUUACUAUUGCUGUUGUGUUAGGAAAGUAUUAAGUUUGUGCUUAAAAUCCAUUGCCAUUUGGUACAAAUGACAUUUGUUCUUUCUGUGAAAGAGAUGCCCUCAAAUGUGUUUGUACACAAACCCCUAGGAUGGUGAGUUGAAGCAUCACCCUUGCACUAUCUUCAGUGACGGGUGAUGGCUCAGGGAGAUUGCAGGCAGACUGGGCUCUAAGUCAUUCUGUCAGUUGCUCCACUGGUGAAGUGGCCCUUUCCCUCUUUGCAAUUCAGUCUAACUCGUAUUUGCUUUGCUGUCUAUGUGCUGAAGCCCAUUCUGCGUGAGUUGCUGUCUGCCUCUCGUCAGACUGUGAGGUGCUGGUGUAGACCUGGAGCAUGCAGGCUGUCUCCAUGUUUGGGUUCUGUGUUUUGUUUUGCUCUGUCUAAAAACAUCUACAUAGUUUUCAACUGGAGAAAGAAAAAACUUAAAAAUGGGAUGUCCUAAAAUGAAAGCUGCUCAAAGUCACAGAACAACUGAGUGAUAAAGGAGAUUGGAUGACUGGGAAACGCUGCCCCUGAAUAGCCCCUGCAACUGUGGGGCCUGCACACAGUCUUUCCACAGUUGGUAUAGUGGGUGCAGGCUAAUAGUUUAAAGAAUAAACAGAAAUCGGCCCUUUCACUUUUUGCAAGUCGGCGAAAACAGACUUCAGGGAAUUUCAUCUUUUUUUCAUACUAGGAUGUUUUCCCAUGUUUUUGAGUUUCCAGAAUUUAAUAAAAAUGUUUAAAAAAUGAUUUUUUCCCCGAAGUGCUCUUUCCAGGUGAAAACUACUCUUUUGGUUUGGUUUGAAAGUAAGAAAGGGAGGGGAAACUUUGCUUUUUAAAUAAUUAUGUUCCUAUGAUGAAGUAUUUGAUUAUUGACAGCAAUGUCUCUAGUAAGUUUUAAGUUGUCCCAAGUUAAUUGUAAACAUCAGUAUAGUACUCUUAGUUAUGGUAAAGCAAUUGUUGCAAGAUGAAUGGCUCAUAUUUUGAUGCAGUGUUUGAUGUUCAAAACAAAGUGUUACAAUAAAUGAACAGAAACUGAA